Branchiostoma belcheri (Belcher's lancelet) is the source of this 2014-nucleotide messenger RNA. RefSeq names its product acetyl-CoA acetyltransferase, cytosolic-like. The coding region runs from base 12 to 1193 and encodes 393 amino acids. The transcript is spliced from 9 exons. Lineage: Eukaryota; Metazoa; Chordata; Leptocardii; Amphioxiformes; Branchiostomatidae. Gene Ontology annotation, biological process: fatty acid beta-oxidation. The record is from RefSeq and is a predicted model, not a curated record. Gene Ontology annotation, molecular function: acetyl-CoA C-acetyltransferase activity.
CUCAAUUCAAGAUGGCGGAGGUUGUGAUCGUGUCGGCCGCGCGCACUCCAGUUGGAUCUUUCAAUGGCAGCCUGUCCAGUUUGGCUGCCCAUGAACUUGGCAGUGUGGUCAUCAGGGAAGCUCUGACCAGGGCCAAAGUCAAUGGAGAGGAUGUGUCAGAGGUCAUCAUGGGGCAAGCUCUCAGUGCAGGUCAGGGCCAGAACCCAGCCCGCCAGGCUAGCAUGGGUGCCUCCCUGCCCCACACUGUCCCAGCCUGGGGAGUGAACAUGCUGUGUGGGUCAGGUCUGAAGGCUGUAGCUGUGGGAGUACAGGCCAUCAGGAGUGGGGACGCUAGUGUGGUGGUCGCAGGGGGGCAGGAGAGUAUGAGCAAGGCCCCACACUGUGUCCACAUGCGGUCAGGAGUGAAGUUUGGAGAUGUCCAUCUUGUAGACACCAUGUUAAACGAUGGAUUGAUGGAUGCUUUUAACAACUACCACAUGGGGAUAACAGCUGAGAAUGUGGCUAAGCAGUGGGGAGUUAGCCGUGAGGAACAGGACAAGUUUGCGCUGGAGUCCCAGCUGAGGACGGAGCAGGCCCAGAAGGACGGGCACUUCAGCCAGGAGAUCACACCCGUCACUGUCACGUCUAGGAAAGGUUCUGUUGAGGUAAAAGUUGAUGAGUACCCGAGGCCUGGCUGUGUGUUGGAAGCCAUGACCAAACUCAGACCUGCCUUUGUCAAGGAUGGGACAGGAACUGUCACUGCUGGCAAUGCCUCAGGUAUAAAUGAUGGAGCAGCUGUGGUAGUACUGAUGUCAGCAUCAGAGGCCCAGAAGAGAGGACAGACUCCCCUGGCCAGGGUAGUGUCCUGGGCACAGGCUGGGGUGGACCCUUCUAUCAUGGGCACAGGACCCAUACCAGCCAUCAGGAAAGCUUUGGAGAAAGCCAACUGGACCAAAGAUGAAGUGGACUUGUUUGAACUCAACGAAGCCUUUGCUGCUCAGUCUUUAGCUGUUGUCAAAGAUUUUGGCUUGGAUGCAAGCAAGGUGAAUGUGAAUGGAGGAGCCAUAGCCAUUGGCCAUCCCAUUGGUGCAUCUGGCUCCAGGAUCCUGGUCACGCUGCUAUACGCCUUACAGAGGACAGGGGGCCGCAGGGGCGUGGCAGCUCUGUGUGUGGGAGGGGGCAUGGGGGUAGCCAUGUGUGUGGAGAGGCCUUAGAUACCAAGGAAGCUAGGGUAGGUCCUUGGAUAUACUGAUAAAAAAAAGAGGACCAAGAAGAGUUGUACAAACUAUCUAUGAUUUGCCACAUAUCUUUUUAAUUAAGAUUAUUACAUGAUGUUGAUUUUAAAGAAUCACACAGUAGAUUUUCUGGUAGAAGAUACCAUCGACUCUGGGGAUUUUGAAAAAAUUCUGGCGACAGUUCUUGUUUCUCCUAUCACAUUGGAGAUUGGUGACCAGCAAAUGUCAGCCAAUCUCUAAAAAUCAUGCAGUGAUCUAGAAGAUAACAGUAGUAUAGCUUUAGAGCUUGCAGACUCAUUGGGCAAGCUGUUUUUCUGCUCAGUGUAACAUCAAUGAAAAUAUUGCAGCCAGAACUUAAUUCUGUAGUGUUGGGUCAAUAACUGUCAAUGCUAACUUAAUCAGCAAUGGAAAAUUCCAAGCCAGAACUGACAACUGUUACCAUACAUGGUGGCUAGGCUUCGGAUGAAUAAUUUAUCAGACAUUGUUGUUAAUUGGUUAGGAUCGAUACAGAUUGAUAUUUGUUUUUUAAAAUUGUUUGGCUUGGGGCAUCAUAAAGGCAGCUAUGUAAGUCAUAUACCAUGUAUAUUACGCUAAGACUUAUAUAGUAGACUUUCAGUAGAUUUAAUAAAAUUAACAUAUGCUAUGUAUGACAGAAAGGGUUUUAAUGAAUAGUAAUUGUCCAUAGUAAUAAUCAAUUGAGGGAAUAUUAUAAAGUGAUGAUAGAAGAUUAAUAAUUCAGCAUAUACUGUCAUUUGCAAUUGUUGGUUUAUGAUUAAUAUCAAUAAAUUCAGUUUUCCUUA